This is a messenger RNA of Malus domestica (apple), 1044 nucleotides long. Lineage: Eukaryota; Viridiplantae; Streptophyta; Magnoliopsida; Rosales; Rosaceae. The record is from RefSeq and is a predicted model, not a curated record.
AUCCACACCGUCAUCUGACGAUGGCCGGCGCAGGAUUGCGACACGGCCCUGCACCACUAAUGGCACACGUGUCUAAGCUUAGUCUCUGCAUGGCCGCAACUAUUCGCAGCUCAUACGGCCGACACUUUUUAUCAGCAGUCGUCUUAUCGCAAUUCUAACACCUGUCCAACGUAUCAGUCUCGUUAAAUAAGCAAGCUGCAACCUUCGUCGUCUUGAUUCUAUCUUUGUCUGGUAUCUUCAAACAGCGAAGAAAAAUAACAAAAAAGAAUCAAAGGAGUGUUUGUUUCCCGGGAAAAUAAUGGUGGCAAUGACGACGGCCAACACGACCGAGGAACCAAUUUUGUUCAGGAUGGACAGACUCGAUACAAUUCUGAGGCAGUUGGAGGAAAUCCGACGCUCGCAGUCGCAUUCACGUUCACAUACUCAUACGCCAAAGAGUAGCUCGCUUACGUCCACACCCUCGAGGACGAGCGGGACCCUCACGAGCGAGGGAGGGAAAUUACCCUCAUCCGCGGAGUUGAUCUCUCCCGAGAGCCUAGAGAAGCACUGCCGUCCGAUUGAGCACGUGAUGAUGGAGACCGACGCCAAGGGGUCGCUGAUCGAGCGGCUGGAUCACGUUGAGGACCGCGUGCUGAAGCUGUGCGUGCAGCUGGAGGAGGAGUUUAUGGAGAGUAGUGCCGAAAAGAAGAGAGGUGACGAGGCGGAGAUGAUCAAGAGGAGUGAGAAAGAGAGAGAGGAGAUGAUCAGGAGGAGUGAGAAAGAGGAGAAGAUUGAUAUCAGUGAGGUUGAGAGGACUCAAAUUGAUGUGAUUAAGAAAAAGAAGAAGAAGGGACUGAAGCAACUUAUUAAGCAGUCUGUUAUGGGAAAAGGAAAACCCAAUAAAUCAACUAACCUUUGAUUGAUUAGGGAUUUUUUUUUUCUCUCUGGACUUCUGUAUUUUGUUUUUUAAAGUUCUUUUAGUUCUCCAACUUCUCAGCCUUAGUUUGGAGAUUGAUGAGUGUGUAAUUAAUCAAGCGAGAACGUAACUGGUGUUGAAUUAGACUA